Messenger RNA from Benincasa hispida (wax gourd), 780 nucleotides. The record is from RefSeq and is a predicted model, not a curated record. NCBI's taxonomy places the organism in Eukaryota, Viridiplantae, Streptophyta, Magnoliopsida, Cucurbitales, Cucurbitaceae.
AUGCCACCUAUACCAGAUUCAAUAACAAGACCAGUAGACUUAACCACCAAGGAUGACCAAUCAACCACUAAUGAUAGAAUCACCAGUUCAGAAGUAAGUACAUCUACAAGGGAUGAAUCUCAGCAAGACGUAAAUUCAAAAUCAACGCAACCUCCAGUUACUAAAACACAGCAAACACAGGAACUCAAUGAACAGCCAGUUGCACAGGAAGUAGCGAAAGGUGAGGAGUUCCAGAGUGCUGUAAAGGUCAAGGUCUGCCAAAAGCCACAGUUACACUUUCGGGAAGCUUUGGAGCAAAUGCCGAGCUAUAUGAAAUUGCUCAAGGAUAUACUUGCUAACAAAAGGAAGAUCGGGGAAAAUGAAACAGUUGCAUUAACAUAUGAGUGCAGUGCGCUGUUUCAAUACAACAUCCCCACCAAAAUGAAAGAUCCUGGGAGUUUCACAUUGCCCUGCUCAAUAGGGGGAAAGAAUGUCAGAAAUGCGCUAUGUGAUUUGGGGGCGAGUAUAAACCUAAUUCCCUUGUCGAUCUUCAAGAAGUUAAAUAUCGACAAUGCAAGACCAACCACAAUUACAUACAAUUAUGAAGCUGACAAAGAGGUGUUUAUCAUCUUAGGUCGCCCAUUUCUUGCAACAGGGCGGGCACCGAUCGAUGUACAGAAAAGAGAACUUACCAUCAGGGUUGACGAUCAGCAAGUGAAGUUCAACGUUCUCAAUGCGUUGAAAUACCCAAGUGAUAUGGAAAAUUGUCAAUAUGUUGAGGAAUUUCAGGAAGAACGUUGA